Molecule: messenger RNA, 3565 nt
Organism: Manacus vitellinus (golden-collared manakin)
Lineage: Eukaryota; Metazoa; Chordata; Aves; Passeriformes; Pipridae
Gene: CDH12
Product: cadherin 12
Exons: 12
Coding region: 426-2807 (793 amino acids)
Biological process (GO): adherens junction organization; cell morphogenesis; cell-cell junction assembly
Cellular component (GO): catenin complex; plasma membrane; adherens junction
Molecular function (GO): cadherin binding; calcium ion binding
Source: RefSeq, a predicted model, not a curated record
CUGAGAAUCGCCUGUUAAGAAACAUUGCUUUGGUGCCUCUUCUCUCACUCCCUAGCAGCCUCUGAGGAUUUCAGCUGAUCUCUCUCUCUCUCUCCUCUAGACAGUGAGGAGUUCAACGAAAAAAAGGCAGAGCAGCAUGCAGCUAUCCGGAGGGUGUUGAUUGAAACUUAGGAUUCCCCCUCAGAUCACUGUUGAUUGGACUGAUGCUCCAGCAUUACCAGAGAAAAGAUUUCAAUUAAGGUCCCUUUAGAUGGAAUUUAAUGCAGCAAAAACCUUGUCAUCAGAAGGAUUAAUGCCUGCGUUAGUAUUUCUGCAAUAAAACUAGAAGCUAAGUUGUGAAGGCCACAGACACCUCAAACCUGGAUUCAUCUGCUCUGCAUUAAGUGCUGGAGUUUUUAUUAUUUACUGUAGGGAAGACAUUGCCAAUGCUUACAAGAAACUGCUUAUCCCUGCUUCUCUGGGUCCUGUUUGAUGGAGGUCUCCUAACACCACUGCAUUCACAGCCACAAGAAAUUUUAGAAGCAGAGCCAAGAGAAAAUGUUGUCCCACUGCCAGGGAGGAGGUCAUCUGCUCAGCGAGUCAAACGAGGCUGGGUGUGGAAUCAAUUUUUUGUGCUGGAGGAGUACAUGGGCUCUGAACCUCAGUACGUGGGAAAGCUUCAUUCUGACUUGGACAAGGGAGUCGGCACUGUUAAAUAUACCCUUUCAGGAGAUGGUGCUGGCACGGUUUUUACUAUUGAUGAGACCACAGGAGACAUUCAUGCCAUAAGGAGCCUAGAUCGAGAAGAAAAACCUUUCUACACACUCCGGGCUCAGGCUGUGGAUGUUGACACCAAGAAACCACUAGAGCCUGAAUCAGAGUUCAUCAUCAAAGUGCAGGACAUUAAUGAUAAUGAGCCAAGGUUUCUGGAUGGGCCUUAUGUUGCCAGUGUCCCAGAAAUGUCUCCAGUGGGAGCGUAUGUGCUUCAAGUAAAGGCAACAGAUGCUGAUGAUCCCACUUAUGGAAACAGUGCUAGAGUGGUUUACAGUAUUCUUCAGGGGCAACCAUAUUUCUCCAUUGAUCCCAAGACAGGUGUAAUAAGAACAGCUUUGCCAAAUAUGGACAGAGAAGUGAAAGAACAAUAUCAAGUUCUAAUCCAAGCCAAGGACAUGGGAGGACAGCUGGGAGGAUUAGCUGGUACUACCACUGUAAACAUUACUCUCACAGAUGUCAACGACAACCCGCCCAGAUUUCCUAAGAGUAUCUUCCAUUUAAAAGUACCUGAGUCCUCUCAUGUUGGUUCUGCUAUUGGACGGAUCAGAGCUGUGGACCCUGAUUUUGGGAAAAAUGCUGAAAUAGAGUACAAUAUAGUUCCAGGAGAUGGAGGAAACUUGUUUGACAUCACAACAGAUGAGAACACCCAGGAAGGAGUCAUUAAACUGAAAAAGCCAUUAGACUUCGAAACGAAAAAGGCAUACACCUUUAAAGUCGAGGCCUCCAAUCUCCAUCUUGACCAUCGAUUUCACUCAGUGGGUCCAUUCAAAGAUACUGCCACUGUGAAGAUAAAUGUGUUGGACAUGGAUGAACCUCCAGUGUUCAGCAAACCUGUCUACACGAUGGAGGUCUAUGAGGACACACCUGUGGGGACCAUCAUAGGUGCAGUGACAGCACAAGACCUUGAUGCUGGUAGCAGCUCAGUUAGAUACUUCAUCGAUUGGAAGAAUGAUGUGGACAGCUACUUUACAAUAGAUGCUACUGAAGGAACCAUUGCUACCAAUGAAUUACUGGACAGAGAAAACACAGCACAGUAUAAUUUCUCUAUAAUUGCAAGUAAAGUUAGUAACCCACUAUUAGCCAGCAAAGUCAACGUUAUAAUAAAUGUCCUGGAUGUCAAUGAGUUUCCUCCUGAAAUUUCAGUUCCAUAUGAGACAUCUGUAUGUGAAAAUGCCAAGCCAGGACAGGUGAUACAGAUCAUCACUGCAGCAGACAAAGAUUUGUCACCAGCUGGGCAAAGGUUUUCCUUCAAAUUGUCAUCUGAGGCUUCCAACAAACCCAAUUUCACAGUCCAUGACUACAGAAACAACACAGCUGGGAUUGAAACCAGGAGAAAUGGCUACAGCAGAAGGCAGCAAGAACUAUACUUUCUUCCAAUAGUAAUAGAAGACAGCAGUUACCCUGUCCAGAGCAGCACAAAUACAUUGACUAUCCGAGUUUGCAGAUGUGAUUCUGACGGUACCAUCCAGUCCUGCAACGUGGAAGCAAUCUUCUUACCAGUUGGCCUCAGCACAGGAGCGCUGAUUGCAAUCUUAUUGUGUAUUGUUAUACUUCUAGUCAUUGUGGUACUGUAUGUAGCACUACGGAGGCAGAAGAAAAAGGACACCCUGAUGACCUCUAAAGAAGACAUCAGAGAUAAUGUUAUCCAUUAUGAUGAUGAAGGAGGUGGAGAAGAGGACACCCAGGCUUUCGACAUAGGUGCCCUGAGAAAUCCCAAAGUGAUUGAAGAUAACAAAAUACGCAGGGACAUAAAACCAGACACCUUGCGUUUUCCGCGCCACAGACCACCAGCAGAAGAUAACACAGACAUAAGAGAUUUCAUUAAUCAAAGGCUGAAGGAAAAUGAUGCAGAUCCAUCUGCCCCCCCUUAUGACUCCUUGGCAACCUAUGCUUAUGAAGGAAAUGGAUCUGUUGCAGAGUCUCUCAGCUCUAUAGACUCCCUUACUACUGAGGCAGAUCAGGAUUAUGACUAUCUGAGUGACUGGGGACCUCGCUUUAAGAUCUUGGCAGACAUGUUUGGAGAAGAAAGUUAUAACCCUGACAAAGUCACUUAAGAACAACUACAACAGUGAAAUAAAAAGAAAAGUAAACCAACAACAAAUUUAAAAGAUAAACCUAAGCUUUAUAUAUGACACAAUUACUUUGAUUAUAUAAGACAGCAACUGUUUCCAGCAAGUUACUACAUUUAUCAUACUGUCAGUUUUGGUUUGAUCUGCAAAAGAAUGAUAAAUCCUGUAACAUACACAGGUUUUUGUUGUUGUCAUUUUGUUACUCUGGAAUUACACUGAGACAAGCUCAGGCCUUCAAGGUGCAGUUUACUGACCUGACUUAGAACGAAGAUAGCUUUCUGGCAUCGUGGUGGAAGAGUGGUAGCUUUUUCGUAAUUCCACUAAAGUGCCUAUUGAAACUUUUAUCAUUUAAGUGGUAAAAAGUCUGCUGUGAUGGUGUUACAAAACUGAAUUGGAUGCAAACUUUAAGACAAGAAGCAAUAGCAACAUGCUGACUUCUUUUAGAAAACAAAUGGAGAUCACUUCCUGGAAUAUAUCUAAUGACUUAAACUAAGGGGUGGGGCGGGAGGGUGUGUACAUUGUGUUUGGGAGUUAUGUUUGUUGAGGUUUUUUAAAGCAAAUGGUAUGUCAACACAUCAUAUUUCUUCUUCCAAAGUUCCACUGAAAAUUUAAAUUUAAAAUGCUAUUGCUCACUCUAAAGAUGUAAAGCCCAAAUUAAAAAGGCAAAGAUCUUAGCAUACAUCAAUGAAUAUUUAAAAUGUUCAUGCAAAUAUUACAUUUUUCCAAAAUAAUAAAAAGAUGAA